CUGAACUUGUUUUCCUGUUUGAGCAAUGUCUGUUUUAAAAAUAUGAUAGUCGUGACUGCGGAUUGUCAUAACUAAGAAUGAAGUUAGCGCCUUGCUCUUUGGAUUAAAUUUACUUUCACCUCAAUAAAAAACGUCCUUUUAUAUUUCGACGUUUUACAAUCACUUUUUUCGGAAUAAAUUAAAUAUUGCUGGAUUAUGUGUACGGCUUUCUUAAUCAGAAUAUUUAAAUGUUACAAGAUAGUCGCGACUGCGGGUUGUCAUCAUUUAGACUGAGAUCCUGAAGAGCGGUCAGAGAAUGAAAGCAUACAAUAUUUACUUGUUGUUCAUUUUUCGUCUUUGCAAUGGAGAAGCCGCCAUCGACUGCAGUGGACGCUGUGCCUGUUGCAUUGACGGAGAAUUAGGGUGUAAAAGAUCGCCAAGUAUACACGUAGAUACAAUUUGUUUCAAAGGAUGUAUCGAUACCAUUUAUGGAUUUAGGUGUAAAAAUCCUUGUAGAGGAAAUUGUUUGAUAUGUUCUCAAGACACGGGUGCUGAAUGUUUUGCCUGCAAACCUGGAUUCUAUGGCACAUCAAGCUUUUGUGCUGAGUCUUGUCCAAUUCGAUGUAUUGAUGGCACAUGUGACAACGACGGUAGAUGUACAUGCAUACCAAACUUUAAAGGUAACAUGUGUGACACAUGCGUUCAGGGGCGAUAUGGAGAUAACUGUGAAAACACUUGUUCUAUAGGCUGCAUAAGCGAAACCUGCAAAAGAAAUGGAAGCUGCAGCUGUCAUCACAACUUCAGUGGGCAAACCUGCGACGCAUGUGCAUCUGAUUAUGAGGGAAGCGCAUGUGAUAGUUGCAUGCCUGGUUUAUAUGGCGACAGAUGUCAGAACAAUUGUGAAAGUCCAAAUUGCCGCUGUAUACAUUCACAGAUAUGUGUCUCAUGCGUUUCUGGUUUCUAUGGUAAUGCCUGCAAUCUACCAUGUUCUCAAGGCUGCCAUGAUAACAAAUGUUCAGAUGACGGAAUCUGUGCUUGUAAACACAAUUUCGCUGGAAAUAAAUGUGAUGUAUGUGCAUCUAAUUAUGAGGGAAUAGCAUGCAAUAGUUGCAAACCUGGUUUAUAUGGCGACCGAUGUCAGUACAUUUGUGCAAGUCCGAAUUGCCGCUGUAUACAUUCACAGACAUGUGUUUCAUGCGUAUCUGGUUUCUAUGGUAAUGCCUGCAAUACAACAUGUUCUCAAGGUUGCAUUGAUAACAAAUGUUCAGAUGAUGGAAACUGCAUUUGUAAGCACAAUUUCGCUGGAACAAAAUGUGACGUUUGUGCAGCUAAUUAUGAAGGCUAUUCUUGUAAUAUUUGCGUACAAGGGAAAUAUGGCCAUCUUUGUCAAGAUACAUGUUACUAUAGCAAUUGCCGUUGUCUUCAACAGUAUGGCUGUGAUUCGUGUAAAGCUGGGUUUUAUGAAAUAAGUACCUUUUGUGAAACGGCUUGCGGUAAGGGUUGUGUAAGUCCGACAUGCGAGGACGAUGGCAGUUGUUUUUGUUUACCGAAUUUCAUGGAACCGAAUUGCGAUGAAUGUAAGGAAGGUUAUUUUAACAUUUCUUCAAACUGUAAUCAACCCUGUUCUGAUGGUUGCAUGAAUGUUUGUCAAAAUGAUGGAUCUUGCAAUUGCAAACAAAACUUCAAUGGGACAAGAUGUGACAAUUGUGAUGAUGGCUUUUAUGGACAAGACUGCUCAAAGUCAUGUAUUCUAUUUGAUAAUAAUUGUCUUAAAUGCAAACGGAAUGACGAAUACUGUAUAAAAUGCAAGAAUGGAUUUUUCUCAAGUAAUGGAAAAUGUAUCGCAUGUGGUAUAAACUGUUUAGGAGGGAGUUGCGACCCCUCCAGUGGCCGUUGUGACUUGGGAUGCAGGCGAGGAUUUUGGUCUGACAAAUGCGAUGCAAGAUGUAAUCUCAACUGUUCUACAUGUGACCAGGUAUGGAGUGUGUGUUUGUACUGCACUACCGACGUUGUUUACGGACCUUUCUGUAAUACGUCGUGUAACUCUUCCUGUGUCCAGUCACGGUGUCAUCAGAAAACUGGUACAUGCACACACGGAUGCAUUUACAAUCGGCAUGGUACUUAUUGUGAAAAGGAAUGUUCGGACAAUUGUGAACAGAAUGACGGUGAAUCACCAUGCAAUGGCAGCGGUGUUUGCACAAAUGGCUGUGUGAGUGGAUAUAUAGGAACUUCUUGUAAUAUAGAGAGACGAAUUAACACUGCUUCUUCCACAAAUAUUGCAACGGCAGCUUUAGUGGGAGUGUUUGCUACUUUGUUCAUGUGUACGGCUGCUGUUUUCUACUUGUGGAACAGACGAAGAUCUAAACCAAUAGAACAAAGUUCGGAAAUACAGUUAGAUCAGAUUGAAACCGAAAAGGCAUAUGAGCAGCUCCAAAGACAGGCAAGCGAACCAACAUACAGGAAUGUUGAUGACAAUUAUACUGUGCUUUCAUUAUAGAAUUUCGACAAUCUGAUGUUUCUCAUUUGAUACUAAAUAUAGGACAUAGUACACUCAAUUUUGACAUAUUUUGCUACUUUCUAUGAAACUGCAGUCUCAGUUUUAAAAUGUAUCGUGUGUAGAUUAUUACAGAAAG
Molecule: messenger RNA, 2612 nt
Organism: Mya arenaria
Lineage: Eukaryota; Metazoa; Mollusca; Bivalvia; Myida; Myidae
Product: multiple epidermal growth factor-like domains protein 6
Exons: 6
Coding region: 296-2476 (726 amino acids)
Molecular function (GO): scavenger receptor activity
Source: RefSeq, a predicted model, not a curated record